This is a messenger RNA of Apis laboriosa (Himalayan honeybee), 928 nucleotides long. RefSeq names its product vesicle transport protein SEC20 (gene Sec20). Bases 188 to 871 code for a protein of 227 amino acids. Gene Ontology annotation, cellular component: endoplasmic reticulum; SNARE complex. Gene Ontology annotation, molecular function: SNAP receptor activity. The record is from RefSeq and is a predicted model, not a curated record. The transcript has 3 exons. Lineage: Eukaryota; Metazoa; Arthropoda; Insecta; Hymenoptera; Apidae. Gene Ontology annotation, biological process: retrograde vesicle-mediated transport, Golgi to endoplasmic reticulum.
AACAUUGAAUGAAUAUAAAAUAAUAUCGCACUUGAAUAUAUUUUAUAUAUUUUCAUAAAAGUUUAAGAAUUAUUAGUGUUUGAAAUUUUCAUUUUACAUUUAUAUAUUUAUCAGUAUUAAAAUCACAUUCCGUUUUUACAUACAAUAAAAAUCAAAGUAAGAAAUUAUCGUAAAAAAACUGUGCCCGAUGGACACUGGAAACCAUGCAAUAGAAUUUAUUCACCAGGAUAUUGUAAAAAAUCAACUUCAAGUCACGGCUUUAAUACAGGAUAUUCAACAAUGUACUGGUCCUUUAGAAUUGCUUAAUGAAUUAAAUGCAGAAGGCAGAGCAAAAAUAGCAAUUUUAAAAUCAUCUAUAGAUAAAUUAGCAUCCAUAGCAGAAAGAGAACUUUCAGAAAAAAAAAGAAUAGAAUUAUUAACUGAAGUAGAUGUUUAUAAACAACAACUUAAUACUUCUUUAGCUGCAUUUCGUAAAGCUAAUGUUGUUAGUGUCUGUGUAAUAGAUAAACUUGCUAAAGAAGAACUGCUUUCUAUGCCUGAAGAACAACAAUCUGCUAUUCGUAGAAGACAUGACAAGAAAAGUCUAGCAAAUACAUCAAAUCAACUCUCUGACAAACUUUUAAGCAUAUCUAGACACUUAGCUGAAACAACUCAAAAAAGCGCAGAUACAUUAGAUACAUUAAUAAUAUCAUCAGAUAAAGUUAUCAGUACUAAAGAUGAAUUAGAACAUCAACAACAAGCUAUAGUUCAAUCUGGAAAACUUUUAGGCAAAUAUGGUAGAAGGGAAGUUACUGAUAAAGCUUUAGUAGCAUUAGCAUUUAUAUUUUUUCUUGCCUGUGUUAUUUAUAUCUUACAAAAGAGACUAUUUUAAAAAGUAUAAUAAUAUCAUAUAUCAAAAAUUUUAAAAUCAUUUAUAGAUAUGAAAAUU